Messenger RNA from Saccharomyces kudriavzevii IFO 1802, 540 nucleotides. RefSeq names its product Ldb18p (gene LDB18). The record is from RefSeq and is a predicted model, not a curated record. The coding region runs from base 1 to 540 and encodes 179 amino acids. The transcript has a single exon. Lineage: Eukaryota; Fungi; Ascomycota; Saccharomycetes; Saccharomycetales; Saccharomycetaceae.
AUGACGGGUUGCGAGCUUGUUGAAGCUCUGGAGGAUAGAUGUUACCGACUGGAGGGGGCUUUAGGCACUGGGUAUAGCAAGAAUGCCGAUGUUUCAGUUCAACUUGAUAAACUGUACGCGCAGUUACAUGAUCUGUAUUUCCAGAGCCUGAAGUACUCUCAAAACUUACUGGAACUCUUGAAUGUUUUCAUUGUUGAAGACGUGGGAGAUACAAGCACUCCUGAUGAUAUUCAUAUAUUUACUAGUUGUUUUGAUGACAUCUAUUCUCUAUAUAGUAAAUUUGACGAUUUGAACAAUCAAUAUAUGGAGUUCUCCCAAACCGGUGAGAAUUCAUUCGAUCAGAUUCCUUUCAAAGAUGCUAAUACCCAGACACAACACAUUAAGGAACUACCUGGGCUGGUAAAAAAUUGCAACGUGAUGAUUUUGAGAUCAAUGACAAUUUUGAACCGUUUCAUUGAGUGGAAUAUCGAAGUUAAUGGAUUUUUCCAAUUUCAAAGGAAAAGGUUAUUAAAUUUACAAAAGAUUGUUUAUAGAAAAUAA